Messenger RNA from Olea europaea var. sylvestris, 577 nucleotides. Its product is annotated as acetyltransferase At1g77540-like. Lineage: Eukaryota; Viridiplantae; Streptophyta; Magnoliopsida; Lamiales; Oleaceae. The coding region runs from base 99 to 434 and encodes 111 amino acids. The transcript has 2 exons. The record is from RefSeq and is a predicted model, not a curated record.
CCACGGCCCUAAUACACAUAUAAUAUACACACUCAUUUUGGGGGAAUAUUUGGGGAAAGCAAAAGAGAGUUUUAGGAGUUUCAGAAGGAAUCGAAGCCAUGGCAGAAGCAUCGCUCAGUGGUGGCAUCAAAGAAGCACCGAAGAUAGUGUGGAACGAGAAGGAUAAGAAAUUCGAGACAGAGGACAAGAAAGCUUAUCUGGAGUACGAGGUUAGGGGUGGGGGCAAAGUUAUGGACAUAAUUCAUACAUAUGUUCCAUCGAGCAAGAGAGGUUUAGGACUCGCUUCUCACCUCUGUGUCGCUGCACUGACUCAUGCUCAGACACACUCCAUGUCGAUUAUUCCUACUUGCUCUUAUGUCUCUGACACUUUUCUUCCUCGAAACCCAUCUUGGAAUUCGAUUGUGUACACGGACGAUGUCAAGUCUAAUAUGUGAUGUCUGAUUAAGAAAGCUGGUCAUUGAGUUAUAUUUGUGUUUCUUCACAGAACGUUUUCUCGUAUUUGUGUUUUAUGUAAUUGUAUCUCUUAACGAUGGCAUUAUGUUACCUAUCUUCAAUUAAACUACUUGGAUUAGAGAUU